UUCAUUUUGCGGUUCGUCCUGCGUCAAAGACGCAUAUUUUUCACGGGGGACGCGUUAAUUUGAAAUGUGUGCAGCCGCGGGACGCAAACAAUUUCACUGACAUAAUGUGUACCUUUGUUUACUUCCUUUGACGGUUAAAAAGUAGAACGAAUGUCGUGGAUAAUUUUCACGCGUCAAAACUACCUUAUCACCGUUCGAUUUGUAAAGCAUAUUCUGAUUGGACAGUAGUGAUUCUUUUAACCAAUCGGUGAUGGUUAUUUAUUUUAUGUUUGGGAGUAUUGUUUUUCAAAGUACCCGGAUAUUUCGGCAAGCAAGCUGACGAUGCCGUUGAAAAAACAGCUGAAGUUAGAUCCGAAACAGCAAAAACUUUCCGGUUUUUUGGGUCUGACUUCGAGUGAACCGUCGGGUACUGAAGAAGUGAGCACUUUAACAGAAAAUGAAGCCGCAGCUACGAGCACGUCGGAAAAUCAAGAUAAGAAAAUAAGAAAAUUUGUUUCUAAAUGGCUCACUCUUUAUUCGUGGUUGAAUUAUGACGAAAGUGAAGAUUAUAUGUACUGCACAAUCUGUACUGACAACAAAAAAAUGAACGGUAUGAACAAAGCUGCAAAGAACAGAAACUUUCAAAAUACAACUUUAACAAGACAUGUCCAACUGGAGGAACAUAGAAUGAUUGUGGAAGCUCCUUUGCAACGUCAAAAUCUGAAAAGGUUGAACGAUAAGCAAGAAUCCCAACGGGACAAAGCUCUUAAUGUCCUCCUUAAAUCAUUCCACUGGAUGUGUUCAGAAAACCUCCCAAUAUCAAAAUUCAAAUCCAUGGUAGAUUUUAUGCAUGAUUUGGCAGUUCCUGGCAUAGCCAUUCUUAAACAAAGCCCAUUUGGAUAUGACUCUGAAUACACUGCCAAUGAACUUUUAGACAGCCUUGCAGCCGUAGCAGAAACUGACCUGAUAGACCAACUGAAUCAUUCGCCUUUUGUCACUGUGCUAACAGAUGAGAGCACAGAUUUGUCUAACACUAAAAGACUUGUUUUAUAUGCUCAGUUAAUAUCUGAGGACAUGAAACCGUCAACAGUUUUUAUCAACAAUACGGAAUGCAAAGAUGCAUCUGGUAAAGGUAUAGCUGCUGCACUGCAAUAUGAGCUGUCUCAGAGAGGGGUUCCUUUAGAGAAAGUAAUGUCACUGGGAUCAGAUGGUGCCUCAGUGAUGACCGGAAAAAAGAAUGGUGCAGCUGCCAUUAUGAGGCGCAGUAACCCCCAUAUGGUUAAUAUCCAUUGUAUAGCCCAUCGGCUUGCCCUGUGUAGAUCCCAAGCAGCUGCUGACAUCCCUCUACUCCAUAAACAUCAACAAACACUGACAGAUUUGUUCUACUAUUUCAAGGGCAGCAGUAAACGAGAAAGCAGGCUUCAUGCAAUUCAAGCCAUUUUGGAUGAUCCUUGCCUGACAAUCAAAGAGAUUCACUCAGUAAGAUGGUUGUCCUACUUCAAUGCCUUGGAAACAGUAUUCCGGACUAUGGACAGUAUUUUCACCUACCUUGAAGAGCUCCAUUCCACUGGCAAAGACCCUAAAGCAACUGGUUUAAAGAAAAAGAUGGCCACAGACACAUUUGUUGGUACCACCUACAUGCUCAUGGGUGCUAUGGCUCCAGUGACAAUCCUUUCACAGUUCUUUCAAACUGAGAACAUUGACAUCGCCUUAGUUAAGGUUAAGCUGGACCUUUGUCUGAAUGACCUAGAGAAGGUGAAGGCUAUGGAGUCCCCUUACUGUAGACAGCUACAAGAAGAUCUUCAGAUGAACAAGUUCCGGGGCCAACAUGAAAUUUCUAAAACCAACUUCAACCUGAAGAAUCUUACCUAAACAUUCAUUGAUGCCUUAGUCAGCAACGUCACAUCAAGGGUUUUUUUUCUUUUUCUCAAAAUAACAGUAAACAAAAUGUUACAUUUUUUUUCAAUUAUAUAUGGAAUUUAUUGUUUUCACAAUUUCAUUUCAAUGAGUUCCAACAAGUUAUUGUUCUGACAUUAGUUUUUGCCUUGUCCUGAAGGCAAGAUAAAUUUAUUAUGACUUAUCUAUUAUCAUCAGUGUCUUGAACCUGUUUUUGUUAUUUAAACCCAAUAACUUUACUUAACAAAAUGUUUUGUCUUUAAAUUUCAGGUUUUCUGAUACUGAUCUACUCACUGCAUUUAGAGUUCUGGGAUUGAGGUCCAUCUCCUUCCUUUCAGGAAAGGAUUUGGAUGAGUAUGGGGUGACAGAAAUCCAGACUUUGAGCCAAUUCUAUGGUAAUAGUCAGGUGGUCCAGUUGACAGAUGAGGACAAGGUACAACAUGAGAAGACUUCAGAGCCAGUCAUCAGUAUAGAGUAAACAGUAAAAGAGUGGAAGUUGGUCAAACAUGUAGUCAAGGCUGAAUUGUACCCAAGAGACUGCAUGGCAAAUCUUUGGUAUUUGAUCAAUCUGUAUCAUGGGGCAGACUUCCCAAACUUGUUAAAAUUAGCCCAGCUGGCACUCACAUCAGCUGUUCACACUGCAGGGUGUGAAAGGGGAUUUUCUGUGCAGAACCAACUAUUAACAAAAUCAAGAAACAGACAAACUGUUCUUAAACAGGACAAACUGAUGAGAGUUAGACUCAGUGAUUUGUCAAGGAAUGACUUUGUGGAGAAAGCUUUACCUAUAUUGAAGCAGAAGGACAGACGGCUGUACAGUGUUAAAAUGAAAGUAGCUCAGACUGAGAAAGAGCAGUGACUUUUUCAUGAGUGACAUAUUUGACUCUAGUCAUAAGUUUUCAGAUAUUAUAUGACUGACAUAUUUGACUCUAGUCAUAAGUUAAGUUUGUUCACAGUUAACAAAAGUUACAACCAAAACUGUUCUAAUGUUGUCUUUUCUUCCCUCAUUUUUUUCUUUCUUUUUCUCUGUUUUUUCUCUCCUCAUCCUGUUUAGUUCAGUUCUGGUGCAGAUAUAUAGGAUGUAAAGCCCAUUAAAUCAAUCAAUCAGUCAACCAAUAAACAAUGUACAGGAUGUGAAAAAGCAAACAAUUCAAAUUUGGGACUUACUGUUUCAUAAUAUAUUUAGUCCCUUUUUGACUCAUUACUUUCUGGCCGGGACUCAUUGUUACAAAAUAUGUGAGUCCCAUGG
Mercenaria mercenaria is the source of this 3121-nucleotide messenger RNA. Its product is annotated as zinc finger protein 862-like. NCBI's taxonomy places the organism in Eukaryota, Metazoa, Mollusca, Bivalvia, Venerida, Veneridae. The record is from RefSeq and is a predicted model, not a curated record. The coding region runs from base 322 to 1851 and encodes 509 amino acids. The transcript has 5 exons.